Klebsormidium nitens is the source of this 4057-nucleotide messenger RNA. NCBI's taxonomy places the organism in Eukaryota, Viridiplantae, Streptophyta, Klebsormidiophyceae, Klebsormidiales, Klebsormidiaceae. The record is from the annotation of a GenBank genome assembly.
CGAUGGGUAGCAUGCCCCUAGCCUGCUGCGCUCAGCUGAAACCUGAAUGCUCUCUCAUUCAAACUUCUCGGGUGGCGGCAGUGUCGCUGGCAGCGCUGGUCUUCCGCGCCCGUUCCAUCCCCUGCCCCUCCUCCCCGGUCCCAUGAUAGCAGCGUGAGCGUGCCCCCUGAUCCACCAUGUAUCUGUACUCGCUGACCCUGCAGCGGGCGCAGGGGAUCACGACCGCGGUCUACGGUAAUUUCAGCGGGACAAAGGGCGCGCAGGAGAUAGUGGUGUCGCGGGGCAAGGUUCUGGAGCUGCUGCGACCAGACGAAAAUGGGAAAGUGCAGGUUGUGCACUCGGUGGAGGUAUUCGGGGCGAUUUGCUCGCUUGUGCAGUUCCGGCUGACAGGUGCGCAGAAAGACUAUGUCAUCGUCGGGUCCGACUCGGGCCGCAUCGUGAUCCUGGAGUACAACAAGGAGAAGAACGCGUUCGACAAGAUCCACCAGGAGACGUUUGGCAAGUCCGGAUGCCGCAGGAUUGUUCCGGGCCAGUACGUGGCAGUGGACCCCAAGGGCCGUGCAGCCAUGAUCGGCGCCGCCGAGAAGCAGAAACUCGUCUACGUCCUCAACCGUGACAACGCGGCCCGGCUCACCAUCUCGUCUCCCCUCGAAGCGCACAAGUCGCAUACCAUCGUCUUCUCUCUCGUCGGUGUGGACUGCGGCUUCGACAACCCCAUCUUUGCUGCGAUCGAGCUUGACUACGCGGAUGCUGACAUGGACCCCACGGGACAGGCAGCCGCUGAAGCACAAAAGCACCUCACCUUCUACGAACUAGACCUGGGGCUCAACCACGUCGUCCGAAAAUGGUCCGAGCCCGUCGACAACGGCGCCAACAUGCUGGUAACGGUCCCGGGCGGCGCCGACGGCCCGGGAGGCGUUCUUGUGUGCGCCGAAAACUUCGUCAUCUUCAAAAACCAGGGGCACCCGGACGUCCGCGCGGUCAUUCCGCGCCGCUCGGACCUGCCCGCGGAACGGGGGGUGUUAAUUGUCUCAGCGGCAAUGCACAAGCAGAAGGGGCUGUUCUUCUUCCUGCUGCAAACGGAGUACGGGGACAUCUUCAAGGUGACGCUCGAGUACGAGCAGAAGGAGGGGACGGUCUCGGAGCUGAAGAUUAAGUACUUCGACACAAUCCCGACGGCCGCGGCCCUGUGCGUGCUGCGCACCGGGUUCCUCUUUGCGGCGUCCGAGUUCGGCAACCACGCGCUGUACCAGUUCCAGGGCAUUGGCGACGACCAAGACGUCGAGUCCUCCUCCGCAAACCUAGUGGAAACCGACGAAGGUUUCCAGCCCGUCUUCUUCUACCCGCGCCGCCUCAAGAACCUUGUCCCAAUCGACGACAUCGAGUCGCUCAUGCCCAUAAUGGACUUCAAAGUCGCCAACUUCUACGAUGAAGAGACACCGCAGAUCUACGCGCUGUGCGGGCGCGGCAACCGCUCGAGCCUCCGGAUUUUGCGGCCCGGGUUAGCGGUGACCGAAAUGGCGGUGUCGCCGCUCCCCGGGACGCCGCGCGCCGUUUGGACGGUGAAGAAGAGCGUGACGGACGACUUCGAUUCGUAUAUCAUUGUGUCGUUCGUGAAUGCGACGCUGGUGCUGAGCAUUGGGGAGACGGUGGAGGAAGUCAGUGACAGCGGGUUCCUGGGCACGACACCCAGCCUGAGCGCGAGCUUACUGGGGGACGACAGCCUCAUGCAGAUCCACCCCAACGGCAUCCGUCACAUCCGCUCCGACGGCCGUAUCAACGAGUGGAAGACCCCUGGGCGCAUGACCAUUACGAAAACCGGGUACAACCGUCAGCAAGUCGUCAUCGCGCUCUCCGACGGCAAGCUCAUCUACUUCGAGCUCGACGUGACGGGGCAACUCAUCGAAGUGGAGCAGAAGGAGAUGUCGGGCGAUGUUGCGUGCCUCGACAUCGCGCCGGUCCCCGAGGGCCGGCAGCGCUCGCGCUUCCUGGCCGUCGGAUCGUUCGACUCGACGAUCCGGAUCCUGUCGCUCGACCCCGACGACUGCAUGCAGAUCCUGAGCGUGCAGGCGCUGACGUCACCCCCCGAGAGCCUGCUCCUGCUGGACGUGCAGACCGGCGCGGUCGAGUCGGAGCUGGGCGGGACGCGCUCGGUGUUUUUGAACGCGGGGCUGCAGAACGGCGUGCUGCUGCGGACGGAGGUGGACAUGGUCACCGGACAGCUGUCGGACACGCGGACGCGGUUCCUCGGGCUGCGCGCGCCCAAGCUGUUUGCGACCCAGGUGCACGGCACGCGCGCGAUGCUGUGCUUGUCCAGCCGCCCGUGGCUGGGUUACACGCACCAGGGCCACUUCCAGCUCACCCCGCUCUCGUACGAAACCCUCGAGCACGCGAGCAGCUUUUCCAGCGACCAGUGCCCCGAGGGCGUCGUUGCGGUGGCCGACGAUCAGCUGCGCGUCUUCACCAUCGAACGGCUGGGGGAGACGUUCAACUCCACCGCCGCGCCGCUGCGCUACACGCCGCGGAAGUUCGUGCUCAACCCGACGCACAAGAACGUGGUCGUGAUCGAGGCGGAUCAGGGCGCGCUCACCGCAGACGAGCUCCAGGCGGCGAUCAAAGAGGCGGUGGAGAACAACAACGAGGCGGCGGGGGGAGAUAAAAUGGACGAGGACAAACCGGCGGAGGGGGGGGAGGACGAGGAGAAAGAGGACCCCCUUCCCGAGGAGCAGUACGGGUAUCCGAAGGCGACGGCGGAUUCGUGGGCUAGCUGCAUACGUGUCAUUCGGCCGUUCCCGGAGGCGAAGACGACGUGUCUGCUGGAACUGGAGGCAAACGAGUGCGCGCUGAGUUUGUGUUUGGUGAACUUUCAUGAUAAGGAGGGGCUCGGGACGCUGCUCGCGGUGGGCACCGCGAGGGACCUGCAGUGGUUCCCGAAGCGGGGGGGCAGCGCGGGGUUCAUCCACGUGUACAGAUUUACCGAUGACGGCGACCGGCUCCAGCUGGUGCACAAGACGCAGGUCGACGGCCUCCCGACCGCGCUCGGUUCGUACCAGGGCCGAUUACUGGCCGGCAUGGGCCAAACCCUCCGCAUCUACGACCUCGGCAAGAAGAAGCUGCUGCGCAAGUGCGAAAACAAGCACUUCCCCAACACGAUCGUCUCGAUCCGCACGUACGGCGAUCGGAUAUACGUGGGCGAUAUACAGGAGAGCUUCCAUUUCGUGAAGUAUAGAAAGGACGAGAACCAGCUGUACAUCUUUGCGGACGACGUGGUGCCAAGGUGGCUGACUUGCUCGCUGCACAUGGACUUUGACACCAUGGCGGGCGCGGACAAGUUUGGGAACGUGUUCAUGGCGCGGCUGCCGCAGGAGGUGUCGGAGGAGAUUGAGGACGACCCCACAGGCGGCAAAAUCAAGUUCGAGGCGGGCCGGCUGAAUGGCGCGCCCAACAAGCUGGACGAGAUCAUCCAGUUCCACGUGGGGGAGGUCGUGACCGCCAUGCAGAAGGCCGCGCUCAUUCCGGGGGGCCAAGAAGCGCUCCUGUACGGAACGAUCAUGGGCGGAGUCGGCGCAAUGCUCCCGUUCACGUCGCGCGAGGACGUCGACUUCUUUUCGCACCUGGAGAUGCACCUGCGGCAGGAGCACCCGCCGCUGCUGGGGCGGGACCACAUGGCGUUCCGGUCGGCCUACUUUCCGGUCAAGGAUGUAAUCGACGGCGACUUGUGCGAACAGUUCCCCAUGCUUAACGCAGAAACGCAGCGGAAAAUAGCCGAGGAGCUGGACAGGACGCCGGGGGAGGUUUUGAAAAAGCUGGAAGACAUCCGAAACCGAAUAAUCUAGAGGCGGUCGUUCACAGAAGCUCUGUGAAUAUUGUACGAUACUUGAACUGACCUAAUCUGGCUGGAGUCAUGCAUUUCUUGAAUUCUGGCCGGUGAUGCAACCGCCAAUGCAUGCGGUGGCAUGUCGUUAGAGUGUACGUUGUCAGCUUGAAGCCAUUUGAAUCAACGCAACAAUCCGGAUCCGGAUGCAUCCGGCAGCUGCUAAUUGUGCUUGCAUGGUCC